Molecule: messenger RNA, 324 nt
Organism: Sphenostylis stenocarpa
Lineage: Eukaryota; Viridiplantae; Streptophyta; Magnoliopsida; Fabales; Fabaceae
Source: the annotation of a GenBank genome assembly
AUGGGGGCCGAUGAAGUACCAAUGGACGACAAAGCGAAGAGGAUGAGAGAUCUGUUAUCGAGUUUCUACUCCCCAGACCCUUCCAACUCCAACACCAACUCCAAACACGCUUCCCUUGACGAUAUCAAUUCCACCUCUUUCGAUCCCGAUCAGUACAUGAAUAUCCUGGCGUACAAGUGCAAUUUGGAAGGGCUGCUCCAACGCCACGUUGAAAUGGCAGCUGAAAUCAAGAAUCUCGACACCGACUUGCAAAUGCUAGUCUACGAGAAUUACAACAAGUUCAUCAGUGCCACUGACACUAUAAAGAGGCAUGAUGAAGAGUAA